Molecule: messenger RNA, 1122 nt
Organism: Sinocyclocheilus rhinocerous
Lineage: Eukaryota; Metazoa; Chordata; Actinopteri; Cypriniformes; Cyprinidae
Gene: gbx2
Product: gastrulation brain homeobox 2
Exons: 2
Coding region: 385-1122 (245 amino acids)
Biological process (GO): regulation of transcription by RNA polymerase II; regulation of nervous system development
Cellular component (GO): nucleus
Molecular function (GO): RNA polymerase II transcription regulatory region sequence-specific DNA binding; DNA-binding transcription factor activity, RNA polymerase II-specific
Source: RefSeq, a predicted model, not a curated record
GCUGCGAGCGAGGAGCAAUUUAUUGUGACUUCCAUCAGGUCGAAAUGAAACGCGGCCAAGCAGAAGCGACAAGGACGCUGAAAUAACUCAAAGGAGGACGAUAAAGCUCAUCUGAGAUGCUCGACCAGAUAUUUCUCAGCAAGGGAUUUGCGUUUCAGUGCACUUGUCUCGCUCUAUUCUUGCAACGAAAAAGAUAGUUUGGCACUGAACUAAGUCGAAACAGAUGCAACGGUUUUAUGUGCUGCGCAUACAGAGAGUGGUUCACAGGAUUACCAGUGUCAGUGUAUGACACUGUGCAGCAGUGACAUCCUCAUCUGAGAAGCACGGGGGAGAGAGCUUCUCCCACAGACUUCAGGACUUCAUAAACUGUCUGUAUAAGAUCAUAUGAGUGCAGCUUUCAGUACACCGUUCAUGAUGAUGCAGCGUCCGGUGGGAAGCACCACUGCGUUCAGCAUUGACUCGCUCAUCGGAGGUCCACCGCAGCCCAGUCCGGGACAUUUCGUGUACACGGGCUAUCCCAUGUUUAUGCCCUAUCGGUCAGUGGUGCUACCUCCGCCUCCUCCACCACCUCCUCCAACUCUUCCUCAGAGCGGUCUCCCCGCGACCCAUCCGCACCACCCGAUCCCGGGCUUACCCAGCGGCUUCUGCUCCAGCCUGGCGCAGGGCAUGGCGCUCACAUCCACGCUGAUGGCCACGUUACCCGGCGGCUUCUCCACCUCGCCAUCCCAGCAGCACCAGGACGCGGCGAGGAAGCUCGGCUCUCAGUGUAUUCACUCCAUGUUCGAUAAAUCUCAGGAUAUUCGUUUGGAUGGAGAGAAUGGGAAAACGUUUCCAACGAAAGAUUCAGCGACCCUUCCGUCAUUUCACGACUCGCAGUCCGUGCACACCUCUACAGUGCGAGGUCACAACAAAGACGACACGAAGGAGGAUGAGUGUCACAGGAAAGACGAAAGCUUCUCCAUGGACAGUGAUUUAGAUUACAGCUCCGAUGAUAACGGGCCCGGUAACGCCAUGUGUCAGAAGGAAGAUGGAGACGCCAACGGAGGACUGGACGAUGGCGUCCACGGCGGGAAUGGGGCCGGGAACACCACGUCCACCGGCAAAAAUCUAGUCGUGGUUUGA